AUGGGCCGCGUCUCGGACAGCGUGUCCUACAAGGUGAAGAACACCUUCGUGGAGUUCGGGCAGGCGGACGAGGUCGGCUACGAGCGGGUCCGCGCGCGCAGCGACGGCACCGAGCUGAACAGGGGCCUGCUGAGGGGCCCGCAGUCCCCGGAGGAGUUCGCCGAGUUCCAGGCCGCGCAAAAGGCGAGGGUCGUGGUGCCAGACACGCCCUCGCCCUUCCUGCACCCGUCCAUACCCGAGCACCGCGGGGACAUGCCGCUCCUGAGCCUCGCGGAGCCAGCCGCGGGGCACGAGGUCUCGGCCUUUGGAGACAUCGGCCCCGAGGAGCUCUACGGGCCCGGCGGCGCCGAGUGCUUCGACGCGGGGGACCUACCGGGCUUCUGCUACUUCCCCGUCCCGGGCAUGUUCGACCCGAGCACGGGGGAGUUCUCUGCGGGCGGCUGGUACAUGUCCGCCGACGGGAUGGGCGCGGAGCUGCAGGCCCUGGCGGAGAGCGGCUGGGGCCCGGAGGGCGGCGUGCAGAUGGAGGCCGGCCCCGCGGCCGAGGCGCCCUUCGGCGGCGGCUCCUCCGCGCAGGGGUGGGGCCCCGACGGGGGCGUGCAGGCGGAGGAGGAGCAGGGCCAGGCAGCGCCGGCGGCGGAGGCCGCCGGAGGCGCCGAGGCGUGGAGGCAGGACGCGGCCCUGCAGGGCCCUGGCGACGGCAGGGCCUGGGGCAAGGGCGGCGGGCAGGCGGAGAAGGAGCCCGCCUCGCACGAGGACGGCGCCUGGGAGGAGGGCCGCGCCGGGCCGGCGUGGGGCCGCAAGGGCGGCCGAGGCCCCCGCAGGCAGGCGCAGGCCAACGGGGAGGCGAGGCCGUCGUGGAGAGCAGCGGCCCGCCUGCCAGCGGCAGCGCGCCGGCGGACGGGAGCUUCACCACGGUCAUGCUCCGCAACAUCCCGAACAAGUACACUCGGGAGAUGCUGGUGA
Molecule: messenger RNA, 966 nt
Organism: Prorocentrum cordatum
Lineage: Eukaryota; Dinophyceae; Prorocentrales; Prorocentraceae
Source: the annotation of a GenBank genome assembly